Molecule: messenger RNA, 1914 nt
Organism: Haliotis rubra (blacklip abalone)
Lineage: Eukaryota; Metazoa; Mollusca; Gastropoda; Lepetellida; Haliotidae
Exons: 3
Coding region: 349-1896 (515 amino acids)
Source: RefSeq, a predicted model, not a curated record
AACAGUUAAAACCCACGUUCGUGAUCAGAAAUAUCAUAACUUCAAAGCGGAAUGUUUCCUCAGGUUCUUUUGACUCUGGGUUUGUGGGGGUCAGCGUUUUCUGACACAACCGUCACAAUCUACAACGAGUGGCUUUCCCAGGGUGGACGUGUCAAUUAUGAAGUUGAACGAUGGAACAACGUUAAUGCACUCACCCAAAUGAACCUGAUUCCAAAGAUGAAAUCUAUCGGAGCGGUUUCUGGGCGUUGAGUAAACAGAGACCUGAGAAAAGGUCUCUUUGCAAAUUGGACCGAAAACCCUCAUCACCAUGGUUAUCCGGACCCCACCUAUCUCCAGGACCGUUCUCUCAUGCGACAGACCUUUCUAACAUAUGUGCACCAAUUAGAAAACUUUGGGCCUCACACCGCAAACAUGGUCUGGGAAAUGAAAGGUCAGGCCUGGCCCGGCUGGAUCGAUAAGUCUCAUCAUCAUGGCGGAUUCCCAAACAAUGUUGACGCUGCAUCAGAGAUGGUGUCACUGAUGGUUCAGAGUUGCAAAGACUACACAGGAGGACGCCUUCCUUACAUAUUUGAAGUCAUCAAUGAACCUGACUGGUACGAAGAUAUUAUUGAUCCACAAACGAAUAUAAAUUACCACAGGGCUGUCGCCGACAAACUGAAAUCAAGAUUUGGAAUGAAAGUUGCCGGACCGUCGUACACCAGUAUGGCAUUACGACAAACAGAUGAAAACAACUUCAGCUCUUGGAAGAGAACUGCCAACUUUAUGGACAUGUCUCUUGAUCACUUGGACUUUUUCUCUUUCCAUUCCUACAACCGUCUGAAUGAUGCAUCGGGUCACACCUACUCUGGCAUCAACGAAGCUCGUCUGUUUUCUUCUCUUGACAUGGUGGAGAAUUAUUCUCAUAUCAAGAAAGGAAAAAGCGUUCAGUUAGUUAACACUGAAUAUGGAUUAGAUUUACUUAACCUAGGCCUCAGUCCCAGUUUUGAGAAUGCAAUGACAGAUUUUCAGACAAUAUAUCAAGCAAAUGGUUUCAUGUUUUCUUUCCUUAACCUGAGAGAGUUCAUGGACAGAGCUACAAUAUAUCUCCUCGCAAACGAGCAAUACGCAGGUCACACUUCCCUUCGGAAUUCCUUAUUUACUGAUGAUGGUCAUCCCCUUGAGCCAACCAAAUUCUUCCUGUUUUGGAAAAACUUCAUAAAUAUUCAAAAGUUUCUACGGGUCUCUAGUCAACACGAUGGACAGGAGAGAAUAGUUUCACCACUUGCCCUUGCAAACCCCCACACCAAAGAAUUGGUAGUUCUUCUCCACAACUUUGGCACAAAAGAUGAGAAUGUUAAACUGGAUUUCCCCAACAACUGGAUCAACCCUUCUUCAGGUGAACAGACAUGUAUUCUGUUCGAAAAGGGUAAGACAGCUGUUCAUCCCAAUAACCAUUUUGACAGGUCUAAGCUUCAUGGCAGUGUCAGUCUUCCUGCAACAUCAACCUGCUUCUACAAGUUUCAAACGAACUUCAACUUUGCUGGACUACACACAGAUAAUCAAAACACAUAUUAUGGCAAGGGCAUGAUAAUCCCCAUCAACAACGGACAUGCUCAGACAACUAUCGGUGUACCGAGCUCUGGCUACCACGAGGCCCAUCUUAGAGUGGGAAUCAGUCGCGGCAAGUAUACUACUACAAAACCUAAGACAAUUGUGUUCAAUGGUCGCACUUUGUCUUCAAGCUACAUGCUGUUUGAUUCUAUGAAGACAUCAAACAAGAGGACAACAACAUGGAACGUGUGGGAGUUCAUGGUACCAGCAUCGCUGGUGAAAACAACUAACACCGUCAGCAUGACCUUUGAUGGGAAUGGUGGCAGCGUGACAUCGGUUGCACUCGUUGCAGGAAAACUUCAGUGAAUAAAUUCUCCAGAAAAA